AUGGGUGGAAACGAGGGCUCUCGAGAGCCACAGGAAAUUUACAUUCUGGUCACCGGGGCAAAUAGCGGUCUCGGAUUCUCGAUAUGCUGUCGCCUUGCCGACGAAUUCCUUUCCUCACACCCUGAAGAAGACUCACUUACCGUCAUAUUUACGACACGAAGUUCCCGAAAGGCUCAGGAGACCCGCCGCCGUCUAGAAGCACACCUGAAAUCCUCCGCAUCCUCCUCCGAGACCCCUCGCGUGAAAUUUGUCUCCGAGAGUGUCGACCUCGGCGACCUUCUUUCGGCUCGCAAACUCUCCCGGCGACUUCUACGCACGAUCCCCAAGCUCGACGCUAUCAUUCUAAAUGCUGGAAUUGGCGGUUGGUCCGGACUCAAUUGGCCCGCCGCUGUCUGGGGCGUGUGCACCGACCUAAUCCAGCAAGUGACAUGGCCUACCUAUAAGGUCGCGCCUGCUGGUGUCCUGACGCGUAAGCAGACAGAGAAGGAAGAAGAGCCGCCGCUGGGGUCGGUAUUCUGUGCCAAUGUUUUUGGUCACUACAUGCUGGCGCAUAACGUGAUGCCCCUAUUGAAGCGCGCGCAAGCACCCAGUGGACCGGGCCGCGUGAUUUGGGUAUCAAGCAUCGAGGCGACGGUCAAGGCAUUUAAUGUCGAUGACAUCCAGGGCCUGAAAACUUGUGUCCCGUAUGAGUCGUCCAAGGCCCUCACCGACAUCCUGGCCUUGACUUCGGAUCUCCCUAGUGCCGCGCCGUGGGCCAUCGAUAGUUUCAUGCAUUCGGACGAGGAUUUCGAUACUGGGGACUUGUCUCCUACCUCGAAUACCCCGGCCAUAUAUCUUUCGCAUCCUGGCAUUUGUGCGACAUCCAUCGUACCCCUCCCGUUGCCCCUCAUAUGGGCCAUGGUAGCUGCGUUUUGGCUUGCGCGCAUGCUAGGCUCCCCUUGGCACACUAUGUCCACAUACCUUGGUGCCUGGUCACCUGUCUUCCUCGCACUGUCGACCACAGCUGCGCUGGGCGCCGCCGAAUCUCCUUAUCGUCAAUCGGGCGGUGGCAGGGUGAAAUGGGGUUCGUCUGCCAGCCGAUCCGGAGUAGGCAACCUGUGUAGCACCGAGAUCGAGGGCUGGGGAUACGGUGGUGUUGUUGGUGCUCCUGUUGUUGAAGCCGAUCGCCUUCGCCGUCGAAAGCGCGGUGCGACCGAUUUGACCCUAGAGGAGAAAGAGAAUUUUGAAGAGCUGGGGCGCCAGUGUUGGAAACAAAUGGAAGAAAUGAGAAUCAAGUGGGACAGCAUCCUCGAUGAGGCAGAGAAGAAGAAGCCUACGGCUGAAAACGCUCAGUGA
This is a messenger RNA of Penicillium macrosclerotiorum, 1335 nucleotides long. Its product is annotated as 3-keto-steroid reductase. The transcript is spliced from 2 exons. Gene Ontology annotation, cellular component: mitochondrial outer membrane; lipid droplet; endoplasmic reticulum membrane. Bases 1 to 1335 code for a protein of 444 amino acids. The record is from RefSeq and is a predicted model, not a curated record. Lineage: Eukaryota; Fungi; Ascomycota; Eurotiomycetes; Eurotiales; Aspergillaceae. Gene Ontology annotation, biological process: ergosterol biosynthetic process. Gene Ontology annotation, molecular function: 3-beta-hydroxysteroid 3-dehydrogenase (NADP+) activity.